Molecule: messenger RNA, 1369 nt
Organism: Dermacentor silvarum
Lineage: Eukaryota; Metazoa; Arthropoda; Arachnida; Ixodida; Ixodidae
Product: elongation of very long chain fatty acids protein AAEL008004
Exons: 1
Coding region: 107-922 (271 amino acids)
Biological process (GO): very long-chain fatty acid biosynthetic process; fatty acid elongation, monounsaturated fatty acid; sphingolipid biosynthetic process
Cellular component (GO): endoplasmic reticulum membrane
Molecular function (GO): fatty acid elongase activity
Source: RefSeq, a predicted model, not a curated record
UAGACAGCGACGGAUCAAAUCUGCUCCACUCACACGCCGAGGGCCUGCGGUGUUGGCGGUCAGAUAAACUAGGGUCCCGCUGUACAAGCCUCGCUCGCGCACCGUCAUGGCUGCAGUUUCACCCGAAGAGAUUGUCUUCAGGAGGGAUCCACGCACUGCUAGUUGGGCCUUGGUCGGCAACGUACAGUUCCUGGUACUUCUCCUGUCCUUUUACGUAUACGUCGUCAAGAUCGGUGGCCCUCGCUUCAUGAAACUGCGCAAACCAUUCGAGAGCAUCAAACCUAUCAUCAUGCUCUACAACGCCGCCAUGGUACUCGCCAACUGCUACUUCGUCGGAGCGUUUCUCUCCAGGACCUACUUGGGUGGUGGCUACAGCUUUAUUUGCCAGGGAAUCGACUUCGAAGCACGCGACGAGGCGACCAUGAGCCUCCUGACCCACUACUGGAUUUACUUUUGGGUUAGGGUCUCGGAUUUCUUGGACACCAUCUUCUUCGUGUUACGCAAGAAGCACGCGCACGUCUCCCUCCUUCACGUGGUCCAUCACGUCCUGGUGGUCUUCAACGGCUGGUACGGCCUCGCCUACGGAGCGGAUGGCCACGCAGCCUUCGCAGUGAUCUUCAACAGCUUUGUGCACGUGGUCAUGUACGGCUACUACUUGCUGUCCCUCUUCGGACCAUCCGUGCGGAAGCACCUGUGGUGGAAACGCUACCUCACCCAGCUCCAGAUGUUUCAGUUUUGUGUUCUGAUUGUGCACGUGCUGAUUCCGCUGUUCAUCGAUUGUGGCUACCCAAGUAUGCACAUCUACAUCGGACUGCCGCAGGGCUUCUUCUUUCUCUACAUGUUCUUUCGCUUCUACGGCAAUGCCUACGACGACGGAAAGAAAGCGACCCAGGGUACAGCCGGCAAAACGAAGGCCAAAUGACACAGGAAGUAACGUUGCUUCUCUAGGGCCCGUAUUCACAAAACGCUGUCGUGACAGAAUUGUUCGGAAUAGCAAAUUCCAACCAAUCCAGAUGCCGGACAUAUUAGUGAAGGCUGCCAGCAAAUAUGAAAAAGUGCUUACGAACUAACAGUUUAAUGAAUUCGGCCCCAGUUUAUCCUCACCGCAUGCUAGAGAUAUGCGACAGUAGCUUGUACUUUACAGGAAUAACUUUUAUAUUUUUCUGGUACAAGUGCUUUCUUGCUGCUCCAAACGAAAACAGUUGGCGUAACUGCUUCUACUACACCCGAGCGAGGUACGACAGGAACACAUGGUAACCAGUUCAGUUAUAAUACUGGAUACAAGCAGUUAGUACUGUGCCCCAACACAAUGCCGUGAAGUUGAAUAUAGUGGUCGAUGCCAUUGAGCGCAUCCGCAAACAGACAGUGU